Molecule: messenger RNA, 435 nt
Organism: Naegleria lovaniensis
Lineage: Eukaryota; Heterolobosea; Eutetramitea; Acrasida; Naegleriidae
Exons: 1
Coding region: 1-435 (144 amino acids)
Source: RefSeq, a predicted model, not a curated record
AUGAAGAAAAAUUUACAGCAGCAAGAGGCUUCUACCGUUUCUCUUAAGAACACAUUUGACAACAAAGAAAAGGAGUUGGAAAAACUAAGACAAGAUUUUAGCUCAUAUAUUAACUUCGUUCAAACAAAGAUUGGAGAAAUUCAAGCGCUACCUAGAGAAAUAAUCCGCACCGUUAACCAACAUGAUCCAAUAGAAGAUGACACAAUAAUAUUUUCAGCAGAUGAAAUUGAGUCGUCGCAAAAUGUGCCAAAUCAUACCAUGAUUAACAAACAACCUAAAAGAGAGAUCAAGAGACCUCUUCAAUUUGGAAAGAGCCAGUCAAAGUUGCUGCUUCCACUCAACUCCACUAAGAAAAAUUUAGUAGAGCCAAGCAAAUCAAAGAAUGAUGAAUACAAGGAUUACGAAAAUCUUUCUGACGAGGAUUUUGAGAUUUGA